CCUGAUUCGAAGUUUUGGUUUGUGAUUGUGAUUGGGGGUUGCGUGUUUCCAAAGUGUUUAUCAUAACAAACACGCUAUAGUUUACAGGUUUACACCCAGCUAAGUUUCAUAUCAUCAGUAAGAUUGUGGAACAUCUAUUUUUAACAAAACUUGAGGUGUGCUCAUCACGAUUCUACAAGAAGUUCGUUGUUUUCCACGAACAGUAGGCACGGUUUGAAUUUAACAAUUCCCACAUUUAAAAGUUUUUGAACAUUAGUUUAAUUGGUGUAGUCAACAAUGAUAAGCGUAGUUGUGCUUGAUUGAGGCUUAAGCUUCCACAGUGCUUUGUAAAGUUUUCCGAGUAAAAUAUAGGUUAUAAUUAUUGUUGCUGCAGAUUAUACGCUCAGUAGUGCGGUUUCCAGUUCUAGUAGAGAGUGCAGUGCUAUGCUGCUAUCAUAGAUAGACAUGUUUUAAAACUAUAAAAUACUUAAGUUUUUAUCAAUCUGCACCAUGGGUUUGACAGAACACAGCGCUACAAAAUUCUGCGAUCUAAGCUAGAUGAUCUAGGUUACCGGCAACCUCUAGCUUUAGAAUCUUCCGACCUUAUCCACACCAAGGAGGAAUUGGAUCAUUAUAAAAGUCUCCAUCUUCAAAAUCAAGAGAGAUAUGGCAACACCCGCUUAGGAAUUGAACCUUUGAAACAAGAAAACGAAAAAUUGGUACAUGAGUGUAAGAGACUGCGGCAAGCUUUAAGCGAGGAGCAGGAUGUCAACGAAAAACUUUUCAAAGAUUUGAAACAGCGUAUCCGUGCUCUAGAAAGCAACAAUUCUGACUUGGAGUUUGUCUGCUCCCAACAUUUAGAGAGAAUAGAUGAACUAUCAAUUAGCUGAAAAAGGACAGAAGAUCUUGCUGCUAAAGGGUAUCGGCAAGCCUACCUCCUCCUAUAAUAAGCUAUCAGUGCCAAAAACACAUCCCAAGAAACCUGCAUCAGGUGUCAGACAGGAAAGACGAUCUCCCGUCAAGUCGACAUCCACUGUGACGUCAUUGACCCAUCAUCCUGGUAGUAUUGUGACGUCAUUGACGCAUCAUCCUACAUCCAUUGUGACGUCAUUAUCGCAUCAGCCUACCUCAGGUGUGACGUCAGUGGCUGAUGUCUGUAACGCGUCCAAGAAGAAGAUCGACUCACUGCUCAAAGAGUUGGUCACUUUGAAACAGGAGAAGCUCGGAUAUCUGGAGGAAAUCGCUGCUGUACAGAGUAGGGUGGCAGCCAGAAACCAAGAGAUCGAGCGUUUGCAACAUAUGUUAGAGUUGGCCCAUAACACAGCUGGGAAAUGCCUGCUCAAUUGCUGUAAGGAACGCUGCUGUUGUAAUGCCAAUGCUAAUUCAGCUGGAAAUAGGUCCUCGUAUUUGGAGACACAGCUGAGAGAACAGUUAACAGAAUGCCAAGAACUGCAGCAUGAGGCAAUGUGCAGAGCCGUGAAGCUUGCCGAGAGGAAUGCUCAGCUUGAAGAACAGCUGAUUAAUCGCAGAAGUGCAGGAGGAACAAAUUGCAAAUGUGCCACGGAUGACCAGAAUACAGUACGCAAGCUGCAGGAGAAGCUAGAUUGCAAAAUACUUGAAAUAGAGGAACUGGAAAGUAAGUUGAAAGAUUUACAAAAGUCGAAUAAGGAUUUGGAAAGUGAGAAAGGAGCGAGUGAAUCAGCCAGUGAUGAGCAGAAGAAACUUCAGGAAAGAGUACACGAGUUGAAUAUUAUUGAGCGAGACCUGAUGAGCGAGAUAGAACGCCUAACGGAGAUUAACAGACGUCAACACGAUCGCAUCCAACAUUUGGAGAAUCGACUCUCGGAAAAUGAGAAAAAGUUGGCUGAAAACGAGGCAGAAAACAACGGUAAAAAUAAGCAAAACUCCAGGUUGAAAUGUGGGGAAAACAUGCCUGAUACCUCACAGCAUGCUAGAAACAGUUUUAACUCCACUGGAAAGUCCUCUAAUAACUAUGUCAGUUCGUUCGAGAUUGAUCGUAGAAGUAACCCGCAUGAAACUAGCACGCUAAAUGUUUCUUCAAGUGAUAAGAGCCCAGGUAUUAUUCACUUAAAACUUCUUUCUCUUUCUAAUAUAUUCUCUCUUUCUCUUCACUUGAUUGUAGUACUACUGUAUAAUAAUCAUUUCAAACAAAUGUCGUAUAAAUUAGAAUUGGAACCGUUUUGGGCUCCUUAAGCCUGCGGUACUUCUCUGGUAGUUGUGUUAUGUUAAGGCUGUGCAAAGGCUAAAAAUAAACUUUCUACUCGUGA
Nilaparvata lugens (brown planthopper) is the source of this 2267-nucleotide messenger RNA. RefSeq names its product fibrinogen- and Ig-binding protein-like. The transcript has 8 exons. NCBI's taxonomy places the organism in Eukaryota, Metazoa, Arthropoda, Insecta, Hemiptera, Delphacidae. The record is from RefSeq and is a predicted model, not a curated record. Bases 850 to 2193 code for a protein of 447 amino acids.